Pollicipes pollicipes is the source of this 3689-nucleotide messenger RNA. Its product is annotated as transmembrane channel-like protein 7. Lineage: Eukaryota; Metazoa; Arthropoda; Thecostraca; Pollicipedomorpha; Pollicipedidae. The transcript has 6 exons. Gene Ontology annotation, cellular component: plasma membrane. Gene Ontology annotation, molecular function: mechanosensitive monoatomic ion channel activity. The record is from RefSeq and is a predicted model, not a curated record. Bases 74 to 2464 code for a protein of 796 amino acids.
UUCGGGCCGUGGGCGGGGGAGACUCUGCGGCUGCCCGUGGCUGCCAACACUGGUUAAACAAACAUCAUUGGGGAUGGCGCGCCGGUCACGGCCGCAGCCCUCCACGUGGGAGGAGGCGCGCGGCGAGUUCUACCAGGAGCACUUCCCGUCGUCGCAGGCGGGCCUGGAGGCGGACGACUCGCUGUCGGGCGGCGCCUCGUCCUCCCAGGCCCAGCUGCUGCACAUCCUGCCCAGCCGCCAGCUGCUGCACACAGUCGACGGUGUCACCAUGAGUCGCGGCCAGAUGACCCGCACUCUCGGCAAGCGACGCUCAACGCUGACCCUGCGGCCCAGCCAGGUGCAGGCUGACGCCGACGAUGAGAUGCUGCCCGACCAAGACAUUCCUGACGAACAGCAGGUCUGGGACCAGAUUCAGGCCAUCAAGGCUAUGCCGAUUCCGAUGGAGAAGAAGAGGGAACGCAAGAACAAGCUCCUUACCUCUUCGGCCUUCCGAGUACAGGGCAUGCAGCGGUUUCAUUUGCAUCGGCAGAAGUUCUGGUCACACUUUAAGGACGCUAUGGUGGACAUCUUCGCGUUCGAGCUGUGGCACGACUCUCUCCGCCUCAUCGAGGGCAACUUCGGCACGGGCGUGCUGUCCUAUUUCCGCUACAUCAAGAAGGUGAUGUACAUGAACAUUGCGGUGUUCGCGGCCAUGCUGUCGUUCGUGGUGCUGCCAAACCUGCUGCUGAAGCGGACGGAGCCCCUGCACUGCGACCUCACCGACAACAGUACGGUCACUGCCUGCUGCAACCAGAACUACACCGAGUACGUGCACAACAACAGCUGGGGCGGCGUCACCAAGGGCUUCAUGGACUUCCUGCAGGGCACCGGCUACAUGGAGCUAACGCCGCUCUUCUACGGCUACUACGAGAACGUGGUGCUGAUUGGCGCCACGUCAGGGCUGUACUACAACCUACCGCUGGCGUACGUGCUCGUGUCCAUCAGCUGUCUGCUGCUCUGUCUGGCGUUCGUGGUCAUCCACACGGCGCACGGCUUCCAGGACGCCAUCCUGUCGCGGGGCAAGUUCUAUCAGUACUGUAACGUGAUCUUCAGCGCCUGGGACUUCUGCAUCGACAACGUGAGCGCCCGCGAGUACAAGCAGAUGGCGGUGUACAACGAGCUGAAGGGCUACCUGGAGACGGACCAGUACGAGGCGGAGCGGCGCAACCGUAGCCAGAUGGACGUCAUUCAGCUGUACGUGGUCCGCACCGUCACCAACAUCAUCGUCACCGUCAUCCUCAUCAUCUGCGGCGUCAUCAUCUUCUACGUGGUGCAGUACUCGCUGUUGCACGUCGAGAUGGAGGCCAGCGGCGAGAACCGGUCGACGCUGCUGACCAUUUACCAGUACUUACCAGCCAUGACCGUGUCCGUGAUGAACAUUGUGGUCACGCUCUUCAUGUACCACAUCGUGACGCUGGAGCGCUACACGGCGCAGGUGAACGUCAUCCUGACGCUGGUGCGCACCGUGUUCUUGCGCGUCGCCUCCAUCGCCGUGCUCAUGUACUCGUUUUUCGUUAAGUACAAGGCCCAGUGCGAAGGCCAACUGACAGGCUUCGAGUGUUUCCUGCCGGGCUGCCGCGCCAACGCCUGCUGGGAGACCAUCAUCGGCCAGACCUGCUACAAGCUGAUGCUGACCGACUUCGCCUGCAUCGCCGGUUUAAACCUGUUCGUCUACUUCCCGCUGAAGGUGGUGAUCGACCACUUCCAGGUGCCGUGGAUGCGCAAAAUCUUCCUGCAGGAGUUCGAGAUUCCGCGCCACGUGCUGGACGUCGUCUACAACCAGGCGCUGUGCUGGCUGGGUGUCUUCUACUCGCCGCUGCUUCCCGGCAUCGCCGCGCUCAUCUGUUUCCUCUACUUCUACCUCAAGCGUUUCACCUGUACACGCAUCUGCGAGCCACCGAAGCUGUCGCUGCACACCAUCCGCUCGUCGGCCUUCUACAUGCUUGUGUCGCUGUUCUCCUUCUUCGCGGCGCUGACCAUCAUCAUCUUCUCGAUGGCCGAGGUCCAGCCGUCGCGCUCAUGCGGCCCAUUCCGAGGCCUCCAUACGAUGUGGAUGGAGAUCCAGGACACAGUGAACGCGCUGCCCGGCUGGUUGCGCACCUUCAUUCACUUCUUCGGCUCGGCUGGGUUCGCCGUGCCGCUGGUGGUGGCUCUGCUGCUGGCCAUGUACUACUACUCGGCCAUCGCCGCGGCCAACAAGCACAUGAUCGAGGUGCUAAAGGAGCAGCUGGUGUUGGAGGGCCAUGACAAGCAGUUCCUGCUGAGCAAGCUGAACGAGCUGACGUCGCUGACUCGGCACCGGCUUACCGAGAGGCGGCGCAACGUCAUUGGCGAGCGUCUGAUGGAGGGUGUCCAUUUCGCCGAGAUGGGUGCCCGGUCAUCUGGCGCCGGCAGCGAGACGGUGGUGACACACCAGGAGUUGUAGCUCUUGACUCCGCUCUCCGACAGUGAGACGGUGGCGGCACACCAGGAGUUGUGGCUCUCGACUCCGCCCUCCGACAGUGAGACGGUGGCGACACACCAGGAGUUGUGGCUCUCGACUCCACCCUCCGACAAUGGGACGGUGGUGACACACCAGGAGUUGUAGCUCCCGGCUCCACCCUCCGACAGUGAGACGGUGGCGACACCAGGAGUUGUAGCUCCCGGCUCCACCCUCCGACAGUGAGACGGUGGUGACACCAGGAGUUGUAGCUCCCGGCUCCACCCUCCGACAGUGAGACGGUGGUGACACGCCAGGAGUUGUGGCUCCCGGCUCCACCCUUCGGCGGUGAGACGGUGGUGACGCACCAGCCGCUCGCUGCAGCCUCGCUCGCCGACGGUGGGGCGAGUGUAUAGCGCGGGGCUCAGGACGCGGGCGCGACACGGAGCGCGCCGCCACGCGGCCCGAGCAGCGGAGGUGUGACACGCCCAGCGGCAGCGUAAAUCGCAGGUUUGCGUCUCCUCCCGAGCGCAGCCGCGUGUCUAGUCUUCGAUGUGAUGAUUUGUUGAAUUUUACGUAUUGCGUUGUCACGUGAGUGCCCUGCGUAGGACGGGGCGGCUGAUUUGCUUACGUGUACUGUUAAGCAUCAAGUAUUUAUAUCGGUGUGGCUCGAUUCCGUACCUACGUGGUCUCAGACGUAUUGUUACGCGAGCGCUGUGACGCAAUGCCCAAGCCACGCCGUCUAUUUAUGUUAUGGUAUGAGUUAAACUUGAGUCACUAUUUAUGGUUCAACUGCACCUAGUCUAAGUUUGCUUAUGCAAGACCACCCAAGUAUGAUAGCUAUUUCCACAUCCGUGAAUUCCAUUAAGGUGUACAUUUGCUGAGUGAACACGGGCGUGUUAGGCCAGCGCAAGGUUUUCAAAGGCGUCAGUGUUGACGUUUCUACCAUAUUUUUACGUACCUACGUAUUGUGCCAAGCUUCCACUCAUCGUGUGUCACCAUAUUUACUCAGUUGAAAGGCGCCUGACCUUGACGCAUUCGAUUCGCCUGCCGCUCAUGUCUUUCAAAGGCGCGAGGUGGAGUUGCGUUGGCACUGGUGAGAGGUGCUGCAACCUGGUGGUGAUGUGCAGGACCGAAGCUUUCGAGUCACCGCGCUAGUUUUCGAUCCCGGAAAGCGUGCCAUUGUACUGCUGCAAAUGCAUUCCUUGGUGGCAUUUACUGUAGUAAAAAG